This is a messenger RNA of Portunus trituberculatus (swimming crab), 2745 nucleotides long. Its product is annotated as nitric oxide-associated protein 1-like. The record is from RefSeq and is a predicted model, not a curated record. Gene Ontology annotation, molecular function: GTP binding. Lineage: Eukaryota; Metazoa; Arthropoda; Malacostraca; Decapoda; Portunidae. The transcript has 10 exons. The coding region runs from base 288 to 2639 and encodes 783 amino acids.
UGUAAAAGAGUUCCUGGAGAGAAUGUGGCGUGCUAGAUGCAGGAACUAGUGGUGUGAAAGAUGAUGAUUGUCCUCCUUGUUGUUUGUGUUUUUUUCGUAUUUUCCUUACAGGCGCUGCCGAUACAAAAGCCUGACGCAGAAGUCAUUCCUGCGUCACCUGUAACAUCAAGAUCAAGAUCAAGAUGAAAAUGUUUACAACUGUUUGCAUAUAGCGGUGAUCACGCAGGUUUUCAAGACUCAUGUAGCGGUGCUCGUGGGGAUCGGAAUUCUUAUUAUGGAUCAAGCCGAUGUGCAGAAGUUUGCAUAAGGAAAAAGCAAAAGUUCCUGCUAAAAAACCAAUAGAAAUUGCAAAUUCCAUUUCUUCAAGCAUGUUAGCCUUAGCCAUCAUUCAAAGCUGUUCCAAGUCAUUGUUAAGGCAGACCUUCCGUCACUCCUAUGCAUUGAUUGAUCUCUCAGAAUUAUGUUACUCAAGGUCCAUCCAUGAAGACUUGAGAGAAAGACAUGUGGUUGUGACACAGCAACAGAUUGAAGAGGGCAAUUUCAAUAAAGGAGAACUUCCCUUUACUGUGUGGGCAUUGACAGACUCAAGGAUUCUCUACAGCUCCCAUGUAAAAAACAGUACAGCCACAGAUAAUCCAUUGGUAUUGAAUAGAAUUGGAAAGCAAAUACAAGAGCAAAAAGAGUCAUUAAGAAAAAAAGAAGCUAUCCCUCUUAUCAUUGAGCACAACAUAGUAAAAAAUGAAGAGAAAGUUUAUAUUGAAUCAGCUAGUGAUGAAAAAGGGGAAAAGUCUACGUUUUUUUUUCCAUACGCACACACACAUGAAAUUGAGAUUCCUGAAAGUUAUGUAAUGGAUUCAGAUCCUGUGAAAUCUAAAUUUACAGACUCACACUCAGACUUUUCCAAGCUUCAUGUCUCUGUUGUGGAAGAGAUUGCCUUGAGGAUGAAAGCUUAUGAUGAAGGAAUACUUGAGGAAAUUGAUGCACCAAAAGGAAACUUAGUUAAAGAUGAAAAUACUUAUGAUCUCCCUAAUGAUAUCUUGUUAGAAGAGGGAGCUGCUGAUCUUCAUUUGAUUAAGGAGCAGCAGGGGUCAGCAGACCCCAAGUGUCCUAUCAGUGAUAUACCAUGUGGAGGCUGUGGGGCCUUUCUCCACUGCCAACAACCAUCUCUCAUGGGAUUCGUCCCAAAGGAACUCUUUGAGGGACGUAAUUCUGGUGAGCUACGCAGCAUUCUCUGCCAGCGCUGCUACUUCCUGAAGAUCCAUAAGACAGCACUCAGUGUGAAGGUUGAUCCAAAUAUGUAUGAAAAAUUGUUGGAACCCAUUAAACAGAAGAGAGCAUUGGUACUGCUGGUGGUGGACCUUCUAGAUGUUCCUUGCUCCAUCUGGCCAAAUAUAAUGGAUAUAAUAGGGACCUCCAGGCCAGUAAUGAUUGUGGGAAAUAAAGUAGACCUUCUUCCAUCUGAUGGGAAAAACCACCACCAGAAAGUGAAGGACUCCCUCAUUGCCUCUAUUGAAAAAACACCCCUAAGCCAAGCCUCUAUCAAACAUGUGGCUUUGGUCUCUGCCCACACAGGAUAUGGAAUUGAAAGCCUGAUCACAAAAAUUCAGAAAUAUUGGAGCACUAAAGGUGACAUUUACAUCUUGGGAUGCACCAACUCUGGGAAAUCAACCUUAUUCAAUGCAUUACUUGGGUCAGACCUGUGUAAAACUGAUGCCUCCACCCUGAUUCAACGUGCCACUGUAUCCCCUUGGCCUGGAACCACACUUAACAUGCUCAAGUUUCCCAUUCUUCGUCCAUCUGGCCAUCUGCUUUAUCUUCGGACACAGAGACUUAAGAAAGAACAGAGAAAUUUGGCAAAGGAGGAUAAGCCAAGGUUCACAAAUAACAUGUUAAUUGGAACACUUACAGGCCAUAUUGGAAGGACCUUGGAAAAGAAGGAGAAGCCUGUGGUAAAACAAGAUCCUUUUUCAACUGACAUGAGAAAGCCACCUGCAGACACCAAAUCUGUUUGGGGCAUAAACCCAAAACAUAAACAAUAUGCCCUCAGCAAGUGGUGCUAUGACACACCUGGGACAGUGCAGCCAGAACAGAUGAUCCACCUGCUUACCCACAAGGAGCUGAUGAAGGUCUUACCUUGCCACCUGCUGCAUCCAGAGACAUUUUGCUUGCAGUCUGGCUACUCCCUCUUGCUGGCUGGUCUGGCACGCCUUGAUCUGCUUUACAGCCCGGCAUCAGUAAGGUUCACAGUCUUCAGAUCUUCAGGGUUACCUUUAACCAUCUGUAAAACAGUAGAUGCAUCAUCUAUUUAUUGCCAGUAUCUUGGUUCCCCUAUCCUUGGAGUGCCUUGUGGAGGAGAGGAGCGCCUCAAAAGUUGGCCACCACUCCAGCCUGUUAACUUGAGGGUUCAGGGCCACAGGAGACAUGAGAGUUGUGUUGAUGUGGUUCUUUCUUCAGCAGGUUGGGUAUCACUGACAAAUUUGAAAGAAGAUCAAAUAAUAGAGCUCAGAGCAUGGUCACCCACUGGCCGUGGGAUACACCUGCGAGACCCCCCACUGUUGCCUCGUGCUGUUACCCUCCGAGGACGCCGUAUUGGUAAAUCCCUUACAUACCGCCCCCACAAGAUAUUUGUACCACAAUAGACAGCAAAGUAAUGCAUAAUUAAAAAUCAAGUACUGAUGUUACAUGAUAUUAACAGGAUUUGUGCUGUAAAAAUCAAAGAAUACUGUAAAUAUAUUUUGUACUUCA